This is a messenger RNA of Suricata suricatta (meerkat), 678 nucleotides long. RefSeq names its product transcription initiation factor IIA subunit 1-like. Gene Ontology annotation, biological process: transcription by RNA polymerase II; transcription initiation at RNA polymerase II promoter. Lineage: Eukaryota; Metazoa; Chordata; Mammalia; Carnivora; Herpestidae. The coding region runs from base 1 to 678 and encodes 225 amino acids. Gene Ontology annotation, cellular component: transcription factor TFIIA complex. The transcript is spliced from 4 exons. The record is from RefSeq and is a predicted model, not a curated record.
AUGGUUAGCAUGUGUAAUGGGUCAGCGGGCCGGGGCGGCGGGCGCGGGGGGGCGCCUCGGGCUCGCGACGGCGGCGGCGGGGCGGGCGGGGGCGCCGGCGGGGCGGGCCAGGCCGCGAAGGCCGUUGGGCCGGGGCGAGCGCGCGGCCCUGGCCCCAGACCCCGGCCGCCGGGAGGGAGGAAGGGUGGGAAGCCGCCGCUUCCCCCCGAAAACGGGUCCGGCCGCCCUGGCUCGAGAAGGGCUCCCGGAGCAGCCUCAGAACAAAAACCGCGUCUGGGGAAUUGGGCGAGUCCCCAGGACCCUCCAUGGUCCACUUCAGUGCGGUGGAAGCCUAAAUUGUACAGAUCUGUGAUUGAAGAUGUUAUUAAUGAUGUGAGAGACAUCUUUUUGGAUGAUGGAGUUGAUGAGCAAGUUCUGAUGGAACUAAAAACUUUGUGGGAGAAUAAACUAAUGCAGUCUAGGGCAGUCGAUGGAUUUCAUUCAGAAGAACAGCAGCUUUUACUGCAAGUUCAACAACAGCAUCAACCUCAGCAACAGCAGCAUCACCACCACCAUCACCAUCAGCAAACUCAGCCACAGCAGACGGUACCUCAGCAAGCGCAGACCCAGCAGGUCCUUAUUCCUGCAUCACAGCAAGGUGAGACUGGGGAUCUUCUUCUACUUACAACCUGUAAUUGA